AUGGAGCAGACCGGGGUGCUCGUCACGGCCCGCUGCCCUGACCCCAAGCUCGCCAAGGCCGCUCUCGCUCCCUUCCAUGUGGCCGCGGACGGAGUAACGACCACCAGCGCCUCUGGCUUUGUGCUGCUCCACGAGGGUCAGCCGCUGGUGGUCGCCUCGGCGGCCGCCCUGCUGCCACUCCUGCGGCAGCAGCGCCGCCAGAGCGGCCUGGGCGGCGCCGGCAGCGACGACCUGGUGGCCGGCUCGCGCCUGCAGGCGGUGGUUUCUGGCGGCGGCGAUGCAGGCAGCGAAGGAGCAUCCUCAGGUGGAGGCAGCAACAGCGGAGGCAACCUGUCGGUGGAUCUUAGGCUGCUGGGUCUGGCAGAGCUGCCCGGGGUGCGGCAGGCGCUGCUGCAGCUGCUCGCGGCUCCGUCAAUCGCCGGCCCGGGCGGCUGGCAGCUGGGCUGGCUGCUGCACGAGCAGCGCAGGCGGCAUGCAGAACCACCACAGCCGCACAGCGCGCCGCCACAGCAGCAGCAGGCCCUGCUGCCUUGGCUCAACGGCUCUGCCAGCCCCAGCGGUGGCAGCGCAGGCUCGACCGCAGGCAGCGGCGGCGGCGGCGGGAGCGCGGCGGCGGCAGCAGCGCUGGAUGCCGCUGCCGUGCUGGAGGCGGCUUGCCACGUGGCGGUGCUGCAGACGGCCAGCGCCGGCGGCGCGGCAGCCCUGAGGCGCCUGGCCCUGCCCUGGCCUGCCCCCUGCCCCGGCAGCAGCAGCGCAGCGGCACAAGCCUGCCCGGGCCAGCCGCUGGCGGCAGUCGGGGCGCCCUUCGGCGCGCUGGCUCCCAACCACUUCACCGCCUUCCUCUCUACCGGUGUGGUGUCGGCAGCGGUGCCUCGGGCAGAGGACGGGCGGUGCAGCAGCAGCCACGGCAGCAGCGCAGGUGCUGCGGGCGGGCCGGCAGCGUACGCCCCGGCGGCACUGCUUCUCUCAGACAUGCGGUGCAGCCCGGGCAUGGAGGGCGGCCCUGUGUUUGCUGCCGACACAGCAGCCCCAGGCCACAGUGCAAUGCUUGGCGCGCCAGGGGCAGCCUGUCCACGCGCGGCCGAUGACCAGCUGCUGCAGCAGGGGCAGCUGCAGCAGCAGCAGGGGCAGCAGCAGCAGCAGCAGCAGCAGCAGCAGCGACGGCAGCUAGUGGGGAUGCUGCUGCCGCCGAUCAAGGCGCCUGCGGCGCAGGUCGAGUUUGCAGCCGUCGCCCCCGCAGGCGCCGUGGCAGCGGCGGUCGCAGCGGUGCUGCGGGGCAAGGCGCCCGGCAGCAGCCCGCAGGCCGCAGCGCCAGCCCACACCAGCAGCAGCAGCACCACCACCACCACCGCGGUGCGCGGGACGGCAGCAGGGCACGCAGACGGUGGUGGUGGUGGAAGCAGCGGCGACAGAGGCGCUGCCGCCGGCAGGCUGGCUGCUGUGGGAGAUGGCACGGAUGCUGCUGCUGCUGCGGCGGCGGCGGCGGGGCCCCUUGCGCAGGCGCUGCAGGGAGUGGUGGCCAUCGCCGCCGGCGGCGCUUGGGCCACCGGCGUGGUGGUGAGCAGCACAGGCCACAUCCUCACAAACGCACACCUGCUGCCGCCCGGUGCUGCCUCGGCGCCGGCUCCUCGCCCGCUGUGCGCAGCCCAGCAGGAGCUGCAGCUGGCGCCGGCGGCGGCGGUGGCCGCGGCGCCGCUGCGAGUGCUGCUGCCGGCGGUGGGCGGUGGCGGCGGCGGGGGGUCCCGCUGGGCGGCGGCGGACGUGCGGUACGUCUUCCGGGGCCCGCUGGACCUGGCGGUACUGCAGCUGCAGCAGCCCUGGCAGCCGCCCGUGCCCAGCUGGCGGCCGCUUGCGCUGGCGCCGCGGGGGGCGCACCCGGGGCAGCGCGUCUGCGUGGCCGGCUUCCCAGCAUUCAACCCACGCAGCAGCCCGCUGCAGGCGGCCGUGCUCACAGCAGGCAACCUGGCGAAGGUGGUGCGCACGCCCGCCAGCGGCCAGCCCGCCAUGCUACUCACCACGGCCGCCGUGCACAGCGGCGCCAGCGGCGGCGCGGUCCUGGAUGCCGCCACUGGCCGGCUGCUGGGCCUGGUGACCAGCAAUGCCAAGCACACGCCCAGCAGUGGCGGCGGCGGCGGCGGCCGGGGAGCAGGGCUGCGCGGCGGUCCUGCCGCCCCGACGGUGCUCCCUCACCUCAACUUCAGCAUCCCUGCCGCCCAGCUGCUGCCGGUUGUGGCCGCAGCGCAGGCGGCAGCGGCGGCGGCGGGGGUGGCGGCGGCUGGCGGCGGGUGGUAG
Chlorella variabilis is the source of this 2292-nucleotide messenger RNA. RefSeq lists its product as hypothetical. Gene Ontology annotation, cellular component: peroxisome. Gene Ontology annotation, biological process: protein processing. NCBI's taxonomy places the organism in Eukaryota, Viridiplantae, Chlorophyta, Trebouxiophyceae, Chlorellales, Chlorellaceae. The transcript has 3 exons. The record is from RefSeq and is a predicted model, not a curated record. The coding region runs from base 1 to 2292 and encodes 763 amino acids. Gene Ontology annotation, molecular function: serine-type endopeptidase activity.